Molecule: messenger RNA, 4342 nt
Organism: Cuscuta epithymum
Lineage: Eukaryota; Viridiplantae; Streptophyta; Magnoliopsida; Solanales; Convolvulaceae
Source: the annotation of a GenBank genome assembly
GGGGAGCUGCACAUGACUUGAUAGGAAUGUAAACUUGGGCCACCAUCCUUAUUUUCGCACAAAUUGGUGUGCUGUUUGUCUCCUCUCAUUAUAGAAGCUAUACUCGACCAAACAACGUGAAUAAUAUGUCCUUGGAUAGCCUUGGAAGUCUAUUAUCUCAAUUGAGUGGUCUUUGUUCGAGGAGAGAAGGCUUAUCUUACAAAAAUCGAGCUGGAACGAGCAGAGGUCUGUGAACUCGAGCUGUGAGAGUGCUGAGACUGUUUGGUCGAUAUCUCGAGUUUUACAAAUCCAAUUAAGGCGUGUGAGAUACCCACAGAAAGCUCUCAAGACGAGGAAUCCGUGAAGGUCUGGUUUGCAGGAAUCGGAGUUGUGGAAGGCUUCCAAAUCGUCCGAGAAAAACGCAACCUCGCAGGAGAGGAUUUAAUCCUCUAAAGAAUCGAGUUAGCCGGAAAACACCCGUUCUAGGGGCUGUUUUCGUAUCAACGAUUAAGGGUUGAACUAGCACUUUGAGGAGGCUGUUUAACACUCAUAUUUGAGCAAGGAAUCAGUUCCAAAUCCACCUUGACCAAAGCUUUGACCAUUGGACCAAGAAGGGAAAGUUUAAAGCUCAAUUGAGGUUGAGGCUAGAGCUUGCUUCCUGUGCUCGUUGCUCGAGAGAUCAUCUAGGAGCGAAGACUUGAAAUGGACCGUGGUGGCAGGAUUACUAGGAGGAACCCGACGGGCCGUGUACCAGUGGAGACUGGACAGGGCAGUCGAAGGACCUCUAGGGCAUCUAGAGGAGCUGGCCGUGGAGGCCGAUCACAGACCGUGAGUGACGGUCAUGUUGACACAGAAAGUGAGACCUACUGGUCCUAUGAGGACUCGACUUACCAACCGGAGACAGAGCCGGUUGAGACCCCUUAUGAAGGGGAUGAUGACGAUGUAAGUGAUGAGGAGGGAAAUGGCUCCUUAGCACGGAUCGAAGCACUACUCCAACAAUACCACCGGGAGCGUGAAGAGAGGAGGCAACGCCGAAGACGCCGAGUGGGGCAACCUUCGGGCAUGGCUUCAAGAGGAGGGAGUCAUGGUGCAUCUAGAGUCCAUGUGGAACCACAUGGAGGCCAAAGUGAUGGAGGUCCAACCAUAAGGAUCUCCAAAUUUAUCAAAGAAGCAAGAGAUUUGGGGUGCAAACCCUUUGAUGGAGCAGGGGACAUUUCAGUCGCAGCACAAUGGAUCAAGAGGCUAAAUGAAGCAGCCCUUGACAUGCAAAUCGCGCCGAAUCUCAAACUGAGAAUUGCGGUAAGAUUGCUCGAGGGGAUGGCAUCCAAGUGGUGGGAUGGAACCAAGAACAAGUACGGUGAGACCGUUGUUUGGGAGGACUUCCAACGGGAGUUCUUUGCCCAAUACUAUUCUGAUUUCGAGGUGAAUAAGAAGGUGAGGGAAUACACCCUCCUAACCCAAGGGGGUAACAUGUCAGUGAAGGAGCUGGAGUACAAGUUCCGGGAUCUCGCCGACUACAUACCGGAGUAUGCUUGUGACGAGAACCGCAUGGUGAACCACUUUUGGGACGCUCUUGACUUGGAGAUACGUGAUAGGGCAACGCAAUUGCCUAAUAUGACUUUCGCCCAAGUGGUUGAACAAGCAUUGAAAGGGGAGAAACAGUGGGAGGAACGGAAGAAGAGAGACGCCGAAGAGGCGAAGAAGAGAAAAUGGGAGAGUCAUGGCUCCCAAGGUUCCAACAAAAGGGGGAACCACGGAGGAGGAUCUUUCCGGGCACCACCGCCACCAUCAAGGGGGAACCAAGGCCCAAGUGGGCAAGGCUUGAGGUCACAGACCUCAGUGGUAACUCGUUGCAACAAUUGCAAGAGGAACCAUUCCGGUAAAUGUCGCGACCCCCCUAGAUGUUUCCAAUGUGGGGAUGCCGGGCAUUUGAAGGCACAUUGCCCACAACUGGGCGGGGCAAGGACAUCGGGACCAAGUAGUGGCCCGACGGGUACACGGAAUCAGACCGGGGCUUCUCAAGCAAGCAGGGGGCAAGGGGGAGCAAGUGCGAGCAACGCGCCAUCCGUGAACCAAGGGAGGACCCAGGCUAGGGUCUAUGCGAUGACGGAGGCAGAUGCUCAAGCUAACCCGGACUCCGUCGCAGGUAUUGCCUCUCAUAUACUAGUGUUUUAUCCUUAAUUAGUCCAUAAAUUGAGGAUACUAAUCGCUAGGAUCAUUGCACGAGGUUUUGGGGUCGAACCGGGGGAUUUCGGGCAACUUCAGGCGGCUGGGACCCAGGCACGAUCGUGCCUAAGGCAGACACGAUCGUGCCUCCAAGUCAGUAGCUGCCCAGGAAUAUUCCCAGCCCAGGCACGAUCGUGCCUAAGGCAGACACGAUCGUGCCUACAAGGCAGUAGCUGCCCAGGGCUUUUCUCCAAACCAGGCACGAUCGUGCCUAAGGCAGACACGAUCGUGCCUCCAAGUCAGUGGUUCCCAGGAUUUUUCCAACCCAGGCACGAUCGUGCCUAAGGCAGACACGAUCGUGCCUCCAAGGCAGUAGCCCCAGGGCGUUUUCCUGAGCCAGGCACGAUCGUGCCUACCCCGGGCACGCCGUGCCUGGCACCCAGAUUGCCGAAACCCGAUUUUUUCGCAUCGUUUUGCGACGUUAAGGCCUCUUCUUGAUCCCUAACGUGCGUGUGAACAUUGCGACCUUCUAUAAAUGAGUAGGGAGGGUAGGAAAGAUGUCUUACAUGGUUCAUGAAUGUAGGGACACUAAAGAUUAACGGGAAGGAUGCACGAAUCCUUAUCGAUACCGGAGCGCAACGUUCAUUCGUGAGUGAGGCGUUUGCCGAGAGCUUAGAGAUGCAAUCAAUACCAAUGACACAAACCUUAGUGGUAUCAACCCCACUAGGGGAAGACGUUGAAAGAAACAAUUACUAUCCAUCUUGUAUGGUGGAAAUCGGUGGCCAAACCUUGACGUGUGAUUUCGUACCGCUGAGUAUGAUGGAGUUCGAUGCAAUCCUAGGGAUGGAUUGGCUAGAAAAGCAUCAUGCUAGGGUAGAUUGCUACACAAAGGUGUUGGAACUCGAAGGCACACAGGGGGACACCCUACGCUUCGAGGGGGACCGCGGCAAAUCAAAUAGUUGUAUCAUAUCCGCCGUGAGAGCGAGAAAUAUGAUGAGGAAGGGAUGCCACGCAUAUCUAGCAUACGUGGUUGACAAAGCCAAAGAGGAAACGAACGUCGAUGAUGUGAGGGUGGUUUGUAAGUAUCCGGAUGUCUUCCCUAAAGACCUACCGGGGCUUCCACCUGACAGAGAGAUUGAAUUUGUGAUCGAGGUCGAGCCUGGUACCAAACCAAUCUCCAUACCGCCAUACCGGAUGGCACCCGCCGAACUUAACGAGUUGAAAACCCAAUUGCAAGAGCUUUUGGAUAACGGUUUCAUUAGACCAAGCCACUCCCCGUGGGGAGCACCGGUUCUUUUUGUGAAAAAGAAAGAUGGGACACUUCGAAUGUGCAUUGACUAUCGUCAACUGAACAAGGUCACAAUCAAGAAUAGGUAUCCGUUGCCUAGGAUUGAUGACUUGUUUGAUCAACUACGAGGAGCAACCGUGUUUUCGAAGAUUGACUUGAGGUCGGGGUACCAUCAAUUGAAGAUUAAGGAAGAUGACAUACCAAAGAGUGCUUUCCGCACAAGGUAUGGGCAUUUUGAGUUCCUUGUUAUGUCGUUUGGGUUAACAAACGCCCCGGCGGCAUUCAUGGACUUGAUGAACCGAGUAUUCCAUAAAUACUUGGAUCGAUUCGUGAUUGUGUUCAUAGAUGACAUCUUGAUUUACUCAAAGAGUGAAGAAGAGCAUGAGGAGCACUUGAUACUUGUUCUUGAAACACUACGGGAGAAGCAACUCUAUGCCAAAUUUUCUAAAUGUGAAUUUUGGCUAAAGGAGAUUGGCUUCCUCGGGCACGUGGUUUCGGGAUCGGGGAUUGCUGUUGAUAACAAGAAGAUAGAAGCCAUUACUGAAUGGGAGAGGCCAAAGAACGUCAAGGAAAUUCGUAGUUUCCUUGGAUUGGCAGGCUACUAUAGAAAGUUCGUGGAGAAGUUCUCUGUUUUGGCAUCGCCAUUGACGAAGCUCACUCGUAAAGGAGCUAAGUUUGUAUGGGAUGACAAAUGUGAGAAGGGGUUCAUGGAACUAAAGAAGAGAUUGACUGAGGCACCGGUACUUGCAUUACCCAAACAAGGUGUGGGGUACGAUGUCUAUAGCGAUGCGAGCAUCCAAGGGCUCGGAUGUGUACUGAUGCAGAAUGGGAGGGUAAUCGCCUAUGCUUCACGACAAUUGAAGAAGCAUGAGGUGAAUUAUCCUACUCAUGAUUUGGAGCUCGGGGCAG